AGCUGUUUGUUUCUGUUGUAUUUUGUUUCUACCCAUCAAAGACAACGGGUACCAGGUAGCAUCCAAAGAAGAUGCGCCGGCUAUCAGAUUCCAUGCUAGAUUCGGAGACUGCCAAACCCUUGGUAGAGUGGGUGCGAGAUCAACGCGAAUCGAUUCGUCCCAUGAGCAGCCAGUCCAUGCAUGACAGUCGGAGAAGAGAAGAAAAUGACGGUGAAGACAUUCGAAUGACACAGUCGGAUCGGGAAGAUCAUUAUCGUGGAUACAUUCCCAUGGUGGAGACUCCCAAGGAAGUAUUUUUUGCUCCACGGUUUGAUUUUGAUACUGAUGCGGAGGAGAAGAAGAAAAAGACGAUUGAACGCAUUGUGGUGGAUGACGCCUCGCUCGAACUGGACGCAGCCAACAUGACAACUUUGACAUCCAAGGAUCUGCUGUUGGGGAACCUCCAUCAUGACGAUGAAGAGGAUGGCAUUACGCUGGAUGGAGACGACUUUUUCACACCCGUCAAUGGAGAGAAUCAAGAGAACAAGAGCCCUUUGAAGAAGGAUUUCAACACAAAAGUGAAGAAUAGUAACACCAAUGACAAUGAGACUGUCCACCAGCAAAGUUUCAGUAGUGACCAUCAAGAACUCGAGCAUCUGGCGCGAAAGGCAGCUGAUGAUGUUUCUAGCGAAAUUGAAAAGGUGGUUGAUAGAGCCAAUCUCGAGACCAACGGACAAAGAGUUGCCGCAGAUGACAUGGCAACUAUGGCCGCCAUUGAGGUGUUUUCAAACAGCAUCUUGGCUUCAAGAGCAGUCAACACCACACCAAACAACGACAAGGAGAAGUCAGACACAACGACAACGGAAUCUGCCAAACGAAAGCGACGUCUCAGCCCGCCCAGUGGAGAUGAUGACAAGAAGCAACCUGGUCGAAACGUUCAACCUGCCUCUACGGGAGAAAGUCAGCUCAAACGCUUUGCACCCAGCCCCAAGUCGGAGGCUCCUGCUAGCACUGAAACGGAGGUUGAAACUACAAGGACACAAGUGACUGUAGCUUUUUUGGAAAGUGCAGGAUCAGGCACAACGAGUCUCAAGCCAAAAUCAGCAGGGGUUGCGCGGGAGAGCUGCAAACAAAAGCCAGUAAUGGUUCAACCCAUUUUGCCUCCUCGGAAUGCAAGUGUUAAACCAGAGAAAGAGAAGGCACUGCAGGCUUCUUUUUUCAUGGAACCCAAAGGCCAACUUGCGACAACCAAAUCAGAGGCCAAGGUUCUAGAACCAGUAGCGCAUGCAGAUACUCCGAAAAAGAUUACCGUAGACCCUGACAGUUUGAAGAAAGAGCCACCUGCUUCUCCUCUGGUUUGUGCUGCAUCAGUACGCGAAAGACAAAAGCAAGAGCCACCCACAACACCAUGCAUGCAACCCGAAGCGGUGCGUGAAAGUUCGAGGACACUCAAUCGAGCCCUGGAGCCCGAACCCGCCGGGGAAGGAAUUGUGCCUGCACGGUCCGACGAAGACUUCCGUCAGCCUGAACUGAUGCCCACGACAACGGAAGACACAGACGAAAGCAACAGGAACAGCCCUCGCGAUGAAGGAAGCGGCACCACUGAAGCUAUUUCCUACUUGCUGCGCUAUGAGGCAAUGUUCACGCAACAAGAAGACGAAGAAUCCUCCACCAUUCAAUACAUACUUCCUCUACUACGACGCCUGGAGACCCUCAGCAAAAGCUCUUCAAACAAGAAACAAUCAAAAGAACACGUUGACGGAAGCAGCGAUCUCUGGAAGCGGUCCAUCACAUACGUGGAGUUGAAACGGGCCCUUACAGCUUUGGAAAAUGGAGAGGGAAACACAGACUUUCUGACUCAGGAUAGUCAACUGAUGAUGGUUUUGCACGUCUUGACCAAGCGUACGGAACUCAAUGACGAGUUUGAUGGCGAUGAAGCUGUCUCGAUCACGUGGGCUGAAAUAAUCCACUGUUACAGGAUUUGUAUUCUUGGAAUGUUGACAUUGAAGCAUUUACCAAAGCAAACCCAAGUCAGAUCACGGGCCAAGGAACGCAUUCUGUCGCAACUUUCCUUGUUCGAGAUGCCGGCGCAAAAGUUGAUGAGUGAAAGCGGGGCCAUUGACAGCAGUGCCCUGGAUGCAGCUUCUCGGGCCCUUCGAACGUGCGGCGAGAGCCAUGCUCCAAAGAGGACUGGUUGGAUUCAGAAUAACAGGGUCAUUGCUGCUUCAGCAUGCAUUUGUGCGCUUGGUCUUGCCUUCACAGCAGGAAUGAUGUUUCAUCCAUCCAGAUUGGCCAAUGGUGUUGCGGCUAAUCAGGCCAGUUGCCAACUUGAGGAUGGCUGGUUGACUGUCCACGCCGCUGACACAAUGCCAGUGGUUCCACCAUCGUCGAUUGCUGUGGAAGUGUUAAACACUAGCAAGACGACAUCUUCCUCAAGCAAGCCUGUUUUCCCACCUGCUCGAGAACGCCUGCUGUCAAACAUCCAACAAAAAGAGGUUCCAGUCCAGCAAUUAUCGGAGGUGGAUGUUGACAAGGAAGCUUUAGUGCCGCAAACAACCAAUUCAUCAUACAACGCGACAACAGUUGAAGAAGAAAAGCAGCCAUCAACUCAGAAUCCUGCUGCAAGCAUCUGGAAGUCGAUACCCCAGGGACAACAGCUCGCCGUAUCCGCUGUGGUCGGCGCAUCGGUUGGAGUGUAUGUGCCUCCCAAACUUAUGAUGGUGGCUCGAGUUGUCGGCCAAAGCUUGUCACUGGGUAACAUUGGGAUUGUUCCUGCGAGUCUCGUUGUCGUUGGGGUGCUUGCUAUUGCGGCAAAUGUAGCAAAAGGAAUCAGGUUCCUUGUGCAACGAUUUGUCUUGCGUAAACAGAGAGGCAUGGCGUAGAUCUCAAUUUCACCUACUUCAUCUCAUGUCUUCUUUAGUAUCAAGCAACACAAAAAGGACUGUACGCAAAGAGGGUAGCUAGCUAGCAUACAAAUAAAAUAGUAGAAGAGCAAACUCUUAUUGCGCAUC
Messenger RNA from Seminavis robusta, 2990 nucleotides. NCBI's taxonomy places the organism in Eukaryota, Bacillariophyta, Bacillariophyceae, Naviculales, Naviculaceae. The record is from the annotation of a GenBank genome assembly.